CAUCUCUUUCGACAAGCUGAGAAAGGGAGGUUAAGCCGGUAAGCUCACCACCCGCUCUUAGAAUUCUCCUCCGCCAUGAACAUCUCAUCCACCUCCUCCUCCUCCCCUAGUUCUCGUACCUACCGCGUCUCCUUGGACUUGGAUCUGUAAAUCGAUUAGGUUGGCUGGAAGCGAAGGCGGGAAAGAUGCCAUAAGAAGAUGGUCCAGGUUUGCAAUCUCCUCCGCCGACAACACGAGGAGGCCUACGGAGCCCGUUUCGCGGUGGACGCCUGUUGCGAUGAUAUCAAGAAUUAUUCUUCCUCGAAGUUGAGAUCGAUGGCCGAGGAGCCUUCUCGAACCAUAACACCGGAAGAGGAAGAAGAAGAGGAGAAGGAGGAAGAAGGCGACCCCGGUACCUCCUCCGGAGAUUGGCUCCGAUUAGGCCUGGCGUCGCCGCCGUCAGAGCGCGCUGAGGGACGACAGGUAUUGACCGAGCUCCAGCUGUUGAGAGAUAGGCCUUCGUCUUCGUCAUCAUCCGUGGUGCCGGUGGUAGGGUUGGCCCCGCCGCAGAUGCCCUGGGGAAGUUGGAAGCCCGGUGAGAUGAUCGGAGCUGAUGUGUCGUCUGUGCCGAUGCUGGCCAUUCCGGAGUUCACGACCGCCCAGUUUGCGCGCCCACUUGGGAGCCCCGGGGCGUCGGCGGAGUCUGGCAUCGGUAUAAGGGUGGUUAGUCCACCGAGAAGACAAACGGGCAUUUGGCUCAUACUUCAGGCUGCUCCAAAUCAAGGAAGACAGCCUUUUUUGCCUCAGAUACCUAGAAGCUACUUGAGGAUAAAGGAUGAAGGCCUGACGAUUAGUUUGCUGAUGAAGUACUUGGUGAAGAAGCUGGGCUUGGAGGAUGAAUCAGAGGUGGAGAUUACAUGCAGAGACCAGCAGCUUCUUCCCUUCUUGACCUUGCAAUAUGUUCGAGAUAACAUAUGGUGUUUGCGGGAUAUGAUGUCCAUGCUUGUUGAUCCUCCCAGCAUUGAUCAUGUGAUGACAUUGCAGUAUAGGAGAGGCAGGGAUCGAUAUCGAUCGAUGUCUGCGCCACUCUUUUUGUAAUCAACCAUUCUGCUAAUCUUUCCAAUGCGACUCCUGUUAUUUCUGUUCUUCCCAAUAUGAUUCAUUCAGCAGCAAGUGGAGAGAACAUGACGCCUUAUGAAGUAAAAAUUUCCAGGUAAUCUUACCGUGGUACAUUGUUCCUCAGCUAAUUCAGCAAACUCUGAUGUCUGCUGCAAUCUUCAAUCCUGUUUCUGCUGACUUCCAACUUUCUCAAUGUACAGCCAGAUGGAUACAUAUGAUUUUGUUCCUGCUGAUAUGCUUGGAUGUCAGGUGCUACAACCUCUUCUUUUUUGCUGCACUCAAACCUGAGAAAAGACCCAUAAAUUUCAUCAGAUAGUUUGUACUGAAGGAUAUGUAAUGGUUCAAUUACAUGUACAAGCACAACUUACAAAUCAUAACAAGGUUUAAAUUGUCAGUC
Molecule: messenger RNA, 1495 nt
Organism: Musa acuminata AAA Group (dessert banana)
Lineage: Eukaryota; Viridiplantae; Streptophyta; Magnoliopsida; Zingiberales; Musaceae
Product: protein LAX PANICLE 2-like
Exons: 4
Coding region: 199-1077 (292 amino acids)
Biological process (GO): multicellular organism development
Source: RefSeq, a predicted model, not a curated record